Messenger RNA from Thermothielavioides terrestris NRRL 8126, 567 nucleotides. RefSeq lists its product as uncharacterized. The coding region runs from base 98 to 454 and encodes 118 amino acids. Gene Ontology annotation, biological process: autophagosome assembly; protein folding in endoplasmic reticulum. NCBI's taxonomy places the organism in Eukaryota, Fungi, Ascomycota, Sordariomycetes, Sordariales, Chaetomiaceae. Gene Ontology annotation, cellular component: membrane; EMC complex; endoplasmic reticulum. The record is from RefSeq and is a predicted model, not a curated record. The transcript has 2 exons.
AACUCACGGCUGAAAGGGCAAGCCAUCCAGCUCGGCGGUCCAGGCGGAACGAACACCACUGCGCACUCCCCACACACCACGUCCACCCGUCACAGCCAUGCCCACCGAACAGGAACUCCAGAUAUCCCCCAUCGUGCAGGAAUCAUUGAUGCACAAUUCUCGGAUCCUCCACAACCUCCAAUCCCUCACCGCCUCCCUCUUCGGCGUAUCCGCCGGCAUCCUCGGCCUCGAGUCCUACAGCGGCUUCCUGUUCUACCUCGUCUUCUCGCUGCUGACGGCCGCGCUCUUCUACGCCGUCCGCGUGGCGCCGACGUCGCUCGCCGCCGGCAAAGCCCCGCUCGACACGAGCAGGUACUUUAAGAGCCCGUUCGAGUUCUGGGCGGGCGGGCUGAUGAACGAGCUGGCCGGGUUUAUCCUGACGUGGACGCUCUUUUACGGGUUGGUGAGGGCGUGAGAAGUGGGAAUUUACCGGGGCGUGAUGCGAGGAGACGGAGGAAAAAGACGGGGUUAAGGCGUCAUGGCGUUGGGAUGGGAUGCGAUGGGAUGUGAUGGCUGGAGGGCCGCGGU